Molecule: messenger RNA, 416 nt
Organism: Raphanus sativus (radish)
Lineage: Eukaryota; Viridiplantae; Streptophyta; Magnoliopsida; Brassicales; Brassicaceae
Product: polcalcin Bra n 2
Exons: 1
Coding region: 1-252 (83 amino acids)
Molecular function (GO): calcium ion binding
Source: RefSeq, a predicted model, not a curated record
AUGGCUGACGCGACAGAAAAAGCUGAGCACGACCGUAUUUUCAAGAAGUUUGAUGCUAACGGUGAUGGAACUAUCUCUUCAACCGAGCUUGGAGAUGCUCUCAAGAACCUUGGCUCGGUAACGCACGAUGACGUUAAGCGUAUGAUGGCUGAGAUUGACACCGAUGGUGAUGGAUUCAUAUCGUACCAAGAGUUUUCUGAUUUCGCUAAGGCUAAUCGUGGCCUUAUGAAAGACGUCGCCAAGAUUUUCUAAGCGACAUUUUCAGACUUAUAUUGAUAUGAAAUUUUAAUCAUGUUUAGUAUUUUUUUGUAAUGACAAUCAUUUGAUUAAGAAUGUUUCAUUUUUCUUUAUGUUUUCAUUUCAUGUAAUGAUAUAUUGAAGAAUCCUCCAUUCAUUAGUGUUUAUUUCGAUUUGUA